AUGUCUUUGAUUCACGCACUCGUGGCCAAAGGGGAUACCAUCUUGGCCGAGCACCAGGCCGGUUCGCGGGAUUUCUCGCAAGCCACACAGACCAUCCUAUCAAAGAUACCUCCUAACAACAGCAAGCUCACCUAUGUUUGGGAGCAGUACCUCUUCCACUAUAUCUCCGAGGGCGGGUUCACCUACCUGGUAAUGGCGGAUGAUGCUGCGGGGAGACGCAUGCCCUUCACUUUCCUCACCGAGAUACAGCAGAAGUUUACCUCACAGCCGGGUGCUUCGUCCUCCACAUCCGACCCUCCUGCCUAUUCCCAGCAAGGGACAUUCGGCCCAGUGAUUGCUCAGCUCAUGACACAAUACAACACGAACCCGCCGACGGACGAGCUGACUCGCGCACAGGCCGAACUAGCGCAGGUGAAGGACAUCAUGGUGCAGAACGUAGAGCAGAUCCUUUCGAGAGGCGAGCGGAUCGAACUCCUGGUCGAUAAGACCGAUAGCAUGGCGAGCCAGGCGACCGCCUUCCGGCGAGGCGCCAGGACUGUGCGACGGAGCAUGUGGUGGAAGAAUACGCGCAUUCUCGCGCUCAGUGUCGUCGUGGCGCUGGUGCUUCUCUGGGUCAUCAUGGCUCAGUUCUGCGGCGCAGGCCUCAACCACUGCAGCUCGAAGUCGUGAAGCGCAGCAUCUGCCUUCUGCUAUAUAUCCCCACAGCCGUGUAUGCUAGUCCCUCGUUUAGUUCCCCAUCCCGCUCCAUGUAUCAUAGUCCCUGGAUAUGUCAUCUGCGUAGACUUCCC
Molecule: messenger RNA, 788 nt
Organism: Trametes versicolor FP-101664 SS1
Lineage: Eukaryota; Fungi; Basidiomycota; Agaricomycetes; Polyporales; Polyporaceae
Product: VAMP/synaptobrevin-like protein
Exons: 5
Coding region: 1-669 (222 amino acids)
Biological process (GO): vesicle-mediated transport
Cellular component (GO): membrane
Source: RefSeq, a predicted model, not a curated record